AUGAAAUCCCGUGAUAGGGAGAUGUUCAAAGUUGGACCAAUUGGGUCAAUUCAUGAUAAUCAUAAGAGUCUGGAGUGGGACGAGAAGGGACGCAACAUGAUCUCUAGUAUAUAUGUUGCUUUCGACAGCGAUGGCAUAAAUUGUAUUCAGUUUAGCUAUCCUGAUCAGAACGGAGGUGAUCAUGUCGUGUCUGAAAGGUAUGGUGCGUCGGCCGAUACCAUGAAAAAAAAGUACAAAGCUCAAUCCCACGAAAUAUUAACACUGUUGUUUACAAUGUAUAGUUUGUUUUCGUACGUACUUGUUCCUGAUGACCACGUUAAAACAAAUUUAUGCAAUACACAGGUGAGACUGAAGGACGAUGAGUUUGUGAUCGGGUUGAGUGCAAUACAUUGUAUGGAACUCACGUCUUUGAACAUUCACACUAAUCAGGGGAAGCACGGCCCGAUUUGUCAUAAAUUUACAUCAGUAAAUGUGGAUCACUAUAAGAGGGAACUUGAUGUGAAGAUCCGUGAUCGUCGUGAGUUUGGUGGUUUCUUUGGGUCUUUUGAUGACUGUGGCAAUCUGACUUCCAUUGGCAUUUAUGUGUGUCCCAUUACAAGGAUCAGUGACGCACCCCUCAGAACCAACUACAAAGUCACCCAAGUCGCCGACGACGACGACGACGACGACCAACCCACUCUCUACCAAUCAUCUGAUCAUCCUUUAGCCACAGUCAACCAUAAUGAGACGCGUGAAUAUCCAAUGCCUCAUGAUCAUGAGGUCUCUGAUGGUUAUCAUGUCAAGGCCAUCGCUCAUAAGCCCAAGUUCGAAGACAAGAUGAGUCUCUACCAAUCAUCUGAUCUUCUAGCCAGAAGCACUAACAAUCGGACACUUGAGUAUCAAAUGCCUCAUGAGUUCUCUGAUGGUUAUCAUGUCGAGCCCUUUGGUCGUACGCCUAAACUCGAAGAUGGGAUAUUCUCCAAGUUGGAGCGCCUUUUCGGAAAUCUCUUGGACUAA
This is a messenger RNA of Camelina sativa (false flax), 996 nucleotides long. RefSeq names its product jacalin-related lectin 25-like. Lineage: Eukaryota; Viridiplantae; Streptophyta; Magnoliopsida; Brassicales; Brassicaceae. The record is from RefSeq and is a predicted model, not a curated record.